CUUGUAUUAAGUCUGAUCUGAAUGGCGGUCAUGAUGGUUUAUCUGCUCACGUCAAUGGCCAGGCUCCAUCUGAAGACUUUGAGCACAUCAUUCGGUCAAUGGCUCAGGGCCGGUACGUGACUAACAUUGAACUUGUGAAGCCAGUAUCAGGUGGUUUGGGGUUCAGUGUCAUUGGAUUGUGUAGCGAGAACCGCGGAGAACUCGGCAUCUUUAUUCAGGAGAUUCAGGCCGGGAGCGUAGCAUACAGUGAUGGUAAACUGAAAGAAGGAGAUCAGAUCCUGGCGAUUAACGGUCAGCCGUUAGAUCAGAACGUCAGUCAUCAGCAGGCCAUUGUGAUUCUGCAGCGAGCAUCGGAUCAUGUGAGGAUUACAGUCGCCCGUGGACCUGUACCACAACUCUCAAGUCCGGUGGUGUCCAGAACUCCCAGUGCAGCUAGCACACUUUCAGCACACUCCAGUGCGACUCACUGGACUCACGUGGAGACGAUCGAGCUGGUGAAUGAUGGAACUGGUUUGGGUUUUGGGAUCGUUGGUGGUAAAACUACUGGAGUUAUUGUCAAAACCAUCUUACCGGGAGGCAUUGCUGACCAGGACGGUCGUUUACGUAGUGGUGAUCACAUCCUGAGGAUCGGUGAUACGGAUCUAUACGGUCUGAGCAGUGAGCAGGUCGCUUAUGUCCUAAAACAGUGUGGAAACAGAGUCAGAUUGGUCAUAAGUCGAGCGACGGUGGAUGAUGCUCAACCUGUACCUGUCCCCUUACCGACCGUCACUGAACAACAGGGACUCGAGGAUGAGUCGGAUGCUUUUGACGUGAGUCUGACUAAAAAUGCUCAGGGUUUAGGCAUCACGAUCGCCGGGUAUGUGGGGGACAAAACCUCAGAGCCGUCUGGAAUAUUUGUAAAAAGCAUUUCCAAAGACAGCACUGUGGAGCAGGAUGGACGUAUUCAUGUCGGAGAUCAGAUCAUAGCUGUGGAUGGUGUGAAUAUUCAGGGCUACAGCAACCAGCAGGCCGUUGAAGUUUUGAGACACACCGGUCAGACGGUUCAUCUGAAACUGGUCCGACGCGGUUUUGAUCCAGAGGACGCAUGCCCACCAAUCACAGAGGACAGACAAGUCCCAAGCGCACCGAAAAUCUCGAGUAUGGACAGCACGGAAACGUCGACACAUGAUGAGAAAUCUUGUCUCACUUCAGCUGAAAACUCCAAUCCCCCAUCUGUCACGAUCCCGUCGAUCAGAUCUCCAGAAAGACCAGAAGGUCCUGUAGGAAUGAAGCUGAGCUCUGAGGAUGAACACAAACUGAUGCAGAAGUGGCAGACAGAGCGAGGCGUCUUCGGUGAGAUAACUGUGGCUCAGGUACAGAAGUUCAGUGAGAACAGCGGUUUAGGCAUCAGUCUGGACGCCUGCGCCGGACGUCACUACCUGUGCUCGGUGCUUCCAGAGGGACCUGUCGGACGAUCCGGAAAAAUCUGCAGUGGAGACGAACUUCUGGAGGUGAAUGGCAUUCCUCUCAGAGGAGAGACUCAUAAAGACGUCGUUGACAUUCUGAAGGAGCUUCCUAUUUGUGUGACCAUGGUUUGCUGUAGACCCGCCCCUCCAGUGAUUGACAAUCAAAACAACCAACCACAACUGGAGGAUGUGACAAUAAACUCCACAGUUCAGGUCCACGGUGAUUUCGAAAACUUUCUGGUUGCUGAUGAGAACGUGAGGGAACUUGAAGAGUCCACAGGAUCACCGCUGGCCAUGUGGGAAACAGAGAUUCAAGACAUUCAGCUGGAGAAAGGAGAAAGCGGCUUGGGCUUUAGCAUCCUCGACUACCAGGACCCCAUGGACCCGAGUAAAACAGUAAUUGUGAUCCGGUCGUUGGUUCCUGAUGGUGUAGCAGAGCAAGAUGGACGCCUGUUGCCAGGAGAUCGUCUCAUGUAUGUUAACAACAUCCACCUGGAGAACGCCAGUCUGGACGAGGCGGUGCAGGCUCUGAAGGGUGCAAACAUGGGUGCUGUUCACAUUGGGGUGGCCAAACCGCUGCCUAUGGACUCCAGCGAACUGUCUGAUGAUAAAGCAUUCGAGCAUCGUUUUGUGGAGGAGGACGAUGACACACCGCAGGCGUCAAUGAUCGCUCAGCACGGCAGUAUCUGCAGCCCUGACGUCACCUAUCAGAUGAGCGGACAGUCCUCAACACCUAAGAGCCUUCAUCAUGAGUCUUUCACGGAUUAUCCCUUCACAUCCGGACUGAUGGAUAACACAGAGCCUUUUACUCCGGAGAGGAGUGCUGCGGCCUGGAUGCCUGAGGGAGGGACUUUUAGGCUUGAACCCGCCUACUCUGAUUUGUUAUGCGAACGUGGCCUAGAAGGGGUGGAGCCAUUGACAUCAGAGGCAGAGUUAUGUGACAUUAUCCCCACCCUUGAAGACACAAACAUAGGGGUUGCCCAGUCAUUUGGCGUGGGCACAAUGAUGGACGGAGAGGGUGUGGUUAAGAGUGGUUUCCAUGGAGACCAAGACUUUCAUAAGGAUGAAGAUUUUCUAUUAGAUGAACCUGUAGAUGAGCAAGUUAAAGUCAUCACGGCUGGGAGUUUUGAGAGGACCAUCACCGUCAUCAAGGGAACCUCCAGUCUAGGAAUGACUGUGUGCGCAUUAAAGGACGGAGCAGGUAUGUUGAUUCGCAGCAUCAUUCACGGUGGCUCUAUCAGUCGGGACGGACGACUCGGAGUCGGUGACCUUAUCCUGGCCAUUAAUGGAGAACCAAUGGGAACUCUGACCAAUGCCCAGGCUCGAGCUAUGCUGCGUAAACACUCUCUGAUUGGACCAGACAUGGGCUCAACAGGUGCAUUAAAUGAAGAUCACAGCUCCAUCUCUGUUAUCACGUAUGUACCAGCAGAAUAUAUUGAAGAAUACAGAGCGGGCCAACAGAAUGACAUUCAGUCUGAAGACAACAGCAACACUGGACAUCCAAGAGUCUCAGAGCUUCCAGAGAGGGAAGAUGGAGAGGGAGAAGAGAGUGAACUACAAACAGCAACAUCCAACAACUGGCAUCUACCGCGGAGAGUGGAGCUGUACAGAGAGACGGGUAAAUCUCUGGGCAUCAGUAUUGUCGGUGGCAGAGGUAUGGGCAGUCGCCUUAGCAACGGUGAAGUGAUGCGGGGCAUUUUUAUUAAACACAUCCUAGAGGACAGUCCUGCAGGACACGGCAGCUCACUGAAGACAGGAGACAGGAUUAUAGAGGUGGGUGGAGUGGAUCUGCGUGAUGCCAGUCAUGAACAGGCGGUGGAGGCUAUCCGUAAUGCUGGAAAUCCUGUAGUGUUUUUGGUCCAGAGCAUCAUUCACAAACCCAAAACAUCUGUGAUGGAUGCAGUGGAGAGCAGAUCAGAGUCCAGCAGUGAGGAGGCCGUUGAGACUCACAGUAGACUUUUCCUCCGUCUGUGUCCGACUAAUCCCUUUACCCCUACACCGUUUAAGCUGAAUCGUGAGACUGGAAACAUCUCUCCGGCGACAGCCGUCCUCGUUCCACACAUCGGUGAGACAGACACAGACGCUCUUAUGGAGAUUCCUGACUGUCUCACCCCUGAUACUGAUGAAGAGGAAGAAGAGGAGGAUGAGUACGGCUACAGCUGGAAGAAGGUAAGAGAGCGUUAUGGUGGUUUGCCGGGUGAACUGCACUUGAUCGAGCUGGAAAAGGGUCGUACGGGUCUGGGUUUGAGUCUGGCUGGGAACAGAGACCGCUCUCGUAUGAGUGUGUUUGUGGUGGGCAUCGAUCAAAGCGGCGCCGCUGGUCAGGAUGGACGAAUCAUUGUGGGAGAUGAACUUCUGGAGAUCAACGGUCAGGUACUGUACGGCCGCAGUCAUCAAAACGCCUCAGACAUCAUUAAGAGAACCCCAUCAAAGGUCAAAAUCAUCUUCAUAAGGAACAGAGAUGCUUUGAGUCAAAUGGCUGUUGGGCCGAUGAAUGAGUUUACAGACUCACUGGAUAUAAACACAGAGGAGGAUGGAGAGGUAGGUGUGAUCCUGAAGGAGGAUAACAACAGAAAUGGAUGGAUGAAUCAGAAUGUGGAAGAUAAUGGACCAGUAGCAAGGCCUUCCUCACCCAAUCAGAUGUGCUCAAGAUCAGACUCAGGAAUCAGCCCUCAAACCUGUCCAUCUUUGACAUCUUUAACAUCCGAGACAGAGCCGUUUAGAAGUUCAAGCAGAUGUUCAACACCGGCGACCUUAGCUUCUGAUCCAGUGACGUGUCCCAUAAUCCCCGGCUGUGAGACCACUAUAGAGAUCUGUAAAGGCAGAACAGGACUCGGGCUCAGCAUUGUGGGCGGCUGUGAUACUUUAUUGGGAACAAUAAUAAUUCAUGAGGUGUAUGAGGAGGGCGCUGCAUCUAAAGAUGGUCGGCUCUGGGCAGGAGAUCAGAUCCUGGAGGUAAAUGGCAUAGACUUGCGCGUGGCGAGCCACGACGAGGCGAUCAAUGUUUUACGACAGACACCACAGCAGGUUCGGCUGAUCAUUUUCAGAGACGAAGGCCAGUAUAAGGAGGAGGAACUGUGGGACACUUUGACUGUUGAGUUUCAGAAGAAACCAGGCCAAGGUCUCGGGCUCAGCAUCGUCGGGAGACGGAAUGACACAGGAGUCUUUGUAUCAGACAUUGUGAAGGGUGGAGUCGUGGAGAGUGAUGGCCGUCUGAUGCAGGGAGAUCAGAUUCUCUCUGUUAACAGUGAAGAUGUCCGCUGUGCCACACAAGAAUAUGUGGCUGCUCUUCUCAAGAGUUGUUCUGGUCCAAUAAGAAUGGAGGUGGGCCGUUUUAAGGCGGGGCCGAUUCACUCCGAGCGUCGUCUGUCUCAGAGCAGUCAGGUCAGUGAGACGGGCAGCUGUAAAGUUCCUUCAUAUUCCAGCUGUGUGGCUUCACAGGAAGACGCAGAGGAAACUCGUGAAUUGGUGGACCAAGAUAUCAGGAUGGUUGAAUUCACAAAGGGUCCGACUGAUUCUCUGGGCAUCAGUAUAGCUGGAGGGGUGGGCAGUCCUUUGGGAAAUGUGCCCAUCUUUAUCGCAUUGAUGAAUCCCAGUGGCCUGGCAGCACAGACGAACAAACUUCAGGUUGGAGACAGGAUUGUGUGUAUUUGUGGCCACAGUGCAGAAGGAAUGACUCACAAUCAAGCCGUUUCACUGCUGAAGAACACAACAGGCCUCAUACAGCUACAGGUGGUUUCCGGUGAUCCGACAGUGACCGGACCGUCAUCAGAACAGACGGCAGGACUCACAGCCAGCAGUAUUUUUCACGAUGACCUCGGUCCUCCACAGUGUAAGAAUAUCAGUUUAGAGAGAGGACCUGAUGGGUUGGGCUUCAGUAUUGUCGGUGGUUUCGGUAGCCCGCACGGUGACCUGCCAAUCUAUGUGAAAACUGUUUUCAGCAAGGGUGCAGCGUCAGAGGAUGGCCGACUUAAACGUGGAGAUCAGAUCGUUGCUGUUAAUGGUCAAAGUUUAGAAGGCGUCACUCAUGAGGAGGCUGUCGGCAUUCUGAAGAAAACCAAAGGAAACGUCACGCUCACUGUUCUCUCAUAAACACAACACUGUUACCACUUUUAAACACUGGAUUACACACAAAUGUUUCUCAUACGUACUGAAGUCUUGCUGUAACAACUAAACUACACCAGAGAGCAGAUGACUCUGGGCCGGAUCCCCACUGAAGCUGCUGACUUCGGUGCAAAUCUGGCCCAGAGUGAUCUGCUGUCUGGCACAUCAAGGGCCUCAUUUAUAAAGUGAAAUCCAUGGCAACAUUCACAUUUAUAAAAAAAUUAAUUGGAAAAGUGCUUAGCGCCACAUCAGGGUUCGAGCAGGGGACUUUCGCUUGUCUGAUUGCUGCCAGUGUUUGAAAAUAUAAGUCAUUCUUGCUGCUCAUAAAGGAUUUAAACAUUGACAGGCACUCUUUUAUGUGUCAAUGACAUGAAUUGAGAAUCGUUUAAAGGUGGAGAUCUGAAACUGCUCAGCUGCGCACAAGUUCAAGAUCAUUUGCGAUCUAUAGAUUACACAUCUUAAAGAAAGGGGAAUGUGCGUUUUCUGUGCGUACGUUCGUUCCAUGUAUCACACGUGCGCAUUUUUGAGAAAUGAUCGUGAGCUCAAAUUUAAGAUGGUUUCUAUGCAGCAUUUUAUAAAUAAGGCCCCAGGUUCCUGACAAAUGUGUUUAUUAAACACUUUUUAUAGUAAUAUGUAAGCAAGAACUAUAAAUAAAUUGGCAAGAUGGUAUAUGAAUGUAAAAAAUACUUCUACAUCACAAUGUAUAUACUUCAGAUUUAUUUACUCAAGUUUUAGUCAUGUUUGUCAGUGAUGGCAAACAAAAUUGAUUUGUUUCUUGUCACGAUAUUCAAACCACACAAAUGAAAGCUACAGAAGAUGGAAAGACUUUUAAUGCGUCAGGAUUUAAACAACAUUUUCCUCACGAUAACUUCAGAGUAACGUGCACAAGACUAGUGUUAGUUAGCUUUAUUUUUAAGGCUUUUAAAAGUCUUUCACAUUUUAUGAAAGUCAUACAGGUUUGGAAUGACAGUAGGACAGAAUUGUAAGUUUUGGGUGUAACUGUUCAGUUUAAGUAUUUUAUUAAUGAAAACUGUAUCUUUCCUGAUAUUAAACUCAGAAUAAAAUGUAUUCCAUUUAUGAAGACAAAGCGGAAUUAUGAAGGUGAAAAUUGUAGGAUGAAUAAUGUGCUGACGUGUACAGUAUGAAGUGUUUUUCCUGAGGGGAAUUUUAAUGAAUUUUAUGAAGUUUUGCCUUUGUGUAAUAUAUAAACACUUAGUAUUCAUGCUGAUUUUUGUUUGCACAAUUGUUUUUCUGACACAGUAUUGGGUUUUACUACGAAUUAAAGAAAUGGAAGUGAACUUCAAA
Misgurnus anguillicaudatus (oriental weatherfish) is the source of this 6854-nucleotide messenger RNA. NCBI's taxonomy places the organism in Eukaryota, Metazoa, Chordata, Actinopteri, Cypriniformes, Cobitidae. The record is from RefSeq and is a predicted model, not a curated record.